ACAUAUUAUCACAUUUCUGUGUCUGCCAUCGCACUGAAUGGACUUGUGACACAUGCAAAAUAGCAAAAAAUCGUGAAAAAAAACACAAACGUCUUCGAGCAGCUCGACGAAAAAUACACAAUUUCCAUUAAAUGGAAGAUAGUUCUGAACGGGAUUCUAAAGGGAGCAGUUGUGACAAAAUCGAUUCCGCAGAAAAUUCAUCAAAAUCACUCGACGAAGCGACAUCGACGACGGAGGAACAACAACAAAAUACAGCUACAACAAAUACAAACAAAACUUGUGGUAGUCAGACUUUGUCAGGAGAAGAGGCAAAAGCUGCUGAGGCAUCAUCAACAUCGACGACUACAACUAAUUUCACAGAGGAGACAAAAGCAAGCGUCCCACGACCACUGAAAUCCAGAAUGCCAAACAUUAAGGUGUUUUCCGGAUCAUCGCAUCCCGAUUUAGCGCAACGCAUUGUCGACCGCUUGGGGCAUGACCUCGGCAAGGUCGUCACAAAAAAGUUCAGCAAUCUGGAAACAUGUGUUGAAAUUGGUGAGUCAGUACGUGGCGAGGACGUUUACAUUGUCCAAUCGGGCUCUGGCGAAAUAAAUGACAACUUAAUGGAAUUGCUAAUUAUGAUAAACGCAUGCAAAAUUGCAUCUGCAUCGCGUGUAACUGCUGUGAUACCUUGCUUCCCGUACGCCAGACAAGACAAGAAAGACAAGGUAAAGAGUGGUGAUGAUAAGCUGGCUAAAUUGAUGAAAUCCAACGAAUGGAAGUUUAGGGCUGAUCAUUAUGUGCCUGAAUAUACUAGCCGUGCACCUAUUUCAGCAAAACUUGUUGCGAAUAUGUUGUCCGUUGCCGGUGCAGAUCACAUUAUUACUAUGGACUUGCACGCCUCUCAAAUUCAAGGUUUCUUCGACAUCCCCGUCGACAACUUGUAUGCUGAGCCGGCAGUUCUGAAAUGGAUUCGGGAGAAUAUCACGGAUUGGCGCAAUGCCAUUAUCGUGUCACCAGAUGCUGGCGGUGCGAAGCGCGUCACAUCAAUUGCCGAUCGCCUCAAUGUCGAGUUUGCCUUAAUUCACAAGGAACGAAAAAAGGCGAACGAAGUGGCUUCAAUGGUUUUGGUCGGUGACGUGAAAGACCGUGUCGCCAUUUUAGUCGAUGACAUGGCAGAUACGUGCGGCACCAUUGUACACGCAGCUGACAAAUUGGUUGAAGCUGGCGCGACAAAGGUCUACGCCAUUUUGACGCACGGAAUAUUCUCGGGGCCCGCCAUCCAACGCAUCAAUGGCGCAUGUUUCGAGGCUGUUGUGGUGACAAACACCAUUCCACAGGACGAACAUAUGCUGAAUUGUCCGAAAAUUCAAUGCAUUGACGUUUCAAUGAUGUUCGCUGAGGCUGUCCGAAGAACCCAUAACGGCGAAAGUGUGUCAUAUCUCUUUUCGAAUGUCCCUUAUUAAAGAUUUUUUGCUCUUUCUUUCUACUGAAUACAUAAAUUUUGAACUAAGGAAGCAUGUCUCUCAUUUUUUUUACAAUUUUUGUUCAAAUUUCUAUAAAUUAAUAUCAUUUAACCCCAGAAAAGACAAGACAGCUUGAAAAAAAGUAGAAAAGAAAUUUUUUGAAAAUCUAAAAAAAAUAGAAUGAAUGAAAAUUGAACGAAUGCUCAAUAAUAACAACUAAAAUUUAUAAUUUUUGUAAAAGAAGUCCUAAUUUUGUAACAUCUUAAAAUAAAAAAAUAAAAAU
This is a messenger RNA of Culicoides brevitarsis, 1728 nucleotides long. It is a transcript of the gene Prps, whose product is annotated as ribose-phosphate pyrophosphokinase 1. Gene Ontology annotation, molecular function: ribose phosphate diphosphokinase activity; magnesium ion binding; ATP binding. The transcript has 10 exons. Gene Ontology annotation, biological process: 5-phosphoribose 1-diphosphate biosynthetic process; purine nucleotide biosynthetic process; ribonucleoside monophosphate biosynthetic process. Gene Ontology annotation, cellular component: ribose phosphate diphosphokinase complex; cytoplasm. Bases 132 to 1445 code for a protein of 437 amino acids. Lineage: Eukaryota; Metazoa; Arthropoda; Insecta; Diptera; Ceratopogonidae. The record is from RefSeq and is a predicted model, not a curated record.